AAAGUUUUACAUGUAAAAAAGUAGAAAUUUAUGAUUAAGAUUAAAACAUGCUAAAUCUAUUACACACAAGAGUACUUUUUGUCGUGAUUAUUUUAUUUACAAGAUUUCAAAAUAGUAAUCCAAAAAAUUUUGGAAAGAGGAGUAAAGUCAUCAAUGGAGGCCCGGCAUUGCCUGGACAGUUUCCGUUUCUUGUAAGUAUCAUGAGGAAAGAACAUUUCGGUCAAAAGUGCGGAGGAAACGUUGUUACACGAUGGUUCAUUCUGACGGCUUGCCACUGCGUUGUUGAUCUCAAAAGUGAAGAAAUUACACCAUAUGAACUUAGUUGGCUUGUUGUCGUUGCUGGUAACAUCAAUCGUAUUCCGGGUAAAGGAGGACAGAUACGAUUUAUACAAUACGCGAUUAUUCACAGUAAAUGCGAAAAUAUAUUUCCUGGAUCAUCCUAUGAUUUAGCGUUACUUCGAGUUACCCAACAGUUCAAUUGGACACCAUGGUUGAAACCGAUGCCAAUAUUUUCAACCGACCCUAAACUCCUUGAAGAGAGAUUGAAUGAUUUAAUGAAAAAGGAAGUCAAGUGUUAUGGUGUUGGUUGGGGGAUGACUAAAAUCAGUAGUAAAGGUAUAUACAAAAAUCCUUCCAUAAACUUGCUUUACGCAGAAGUGAAUCUCCUUAGCCUGGAAAGCUGUGCAAUAAUCUUACCGAAGGAAUUGAAUAAUAGAAAGCAGAUAUGUGCUGUAGACUCCGGGAUUAGUGAUGUUUGUAAAGCAGAUUCCGGAGGACCUCUCUACUGCCUUGGGCAUGUUUACGGCAUUGUGGCUUGGGGGCCAUUCUGUGGUGAAUUCAAUUUAUCCACUGUGUAUCAGCGAAUUGAUACAGACAUCAGGUUCAUCGUCGGUUUGUCUUCAAGUUCAUUUUUACAAAUUAAUUUUCAUAUUUUUGUAUUUGCUGUAAUGUUUAUAUCAAUUUCCAUUAUUUAUGCCUACUUUGAGUGAUUCACAAUUAAUAAAUAAUAUGAAAUAAAUUUAUCAAGUUCUAUUUCAAUAGAAUU
This is a messenger RNA of Cimex lectularius (bed bug), 1045 nucleotides long. Its product is annotated as serine protease 55-like. The transcript has a single exon. Gene Ontology annotation, biological process: proteolysis. NCBI's taxonomy places the organism in Eukaryota, Metazoa, Arthropoda, Insecta, Hemiptera, Cimicidae. The coding region runs from base 48 to 989 and encodes 313 amino acids. The record is from RefSeq and is a predicted model, not a curated record. Gene Ontology annotation, molecular function: serine-type endopeptidase activity.